GUCAUCGUCAUGGUAACAGACGUCAAUGACAACGCGCCUCAACCGGAAAUGAGAAAAUAUGACACGGAAAUAGACGAAAACAACGAACCGGAAGUAGCCAUUUUUAAAAUGGCGGCCGUGGAUCUGGACGAUGGAGACAAUGGACGCAUUGGCUAUUCAAUACUUAAGGAAAAAGUAGUAGCAGCAUCAUCAUCAUCGUCGCAUUUUUCAAUAGACGAAACGACCGGUGAAAUAAAAGCCUUAAUUAGUUUCGACUACGAACGCGCCCGCGCUUACGUCAUCACGGUCGUUAUCAGUGACCAUGGCCAGCCGCCCCUAUCUAGCACGGCCCUGGUUCGAAUACACGUGAAGGAUCUGAAUGAUAACCGACCGACGUUCAACAAGACCGUCUUCUACAUGUCGGUAUGCGAG
Helobdella robusta is the source of this 411-nucleotide messenger RNA. RefSeq lists its product as hypothetical. Gene Ontology annotation, molecular function: calcium ion binding. NCBI's taxonomy places the organism in Eukaryota, Metazoa, Annelida, Clitellata, Rhynchobdellida, Glossiphoniidae. The annotation marks the transcript as partial. The record is from RefSeq and is a predicted model, not a curated record. The transcript is spliced from 2 exons. Gene Ontology annotation, cellular component: plasma membrane. Gene Ontology annotation, biological process: homophilic cell-cell adhesion.